Anopheles coluzzii is the source of this 1948-nucleotide messenger RNA. RefSeq names its product EGFR adapter protein-like. The transcript has 3 exons. The record is from RefSeq and is a predicted model, not a curated record. Lineage: Eukaryota; Metazoa; Arthropoda; Insecta; Diptera; Culicidae. Bases 72 to 1181 code for a protein of 369 amino acids.
CACCAGACACCCAGCACAGAACGGCGGCUUGUGAUGUGAGCUCGACAUAACCGCACGACAUCCCGCUAAAUAUGAACUGCACCGCCAUCAAUAGCAACCAGAUCGAAACGACACCAAACAACCUGCCCCGGCUGAUGGGGGGCAUGGGCACGGCGACACCUCUGUCCACCAGCCACACACCAACCAGCCGCACGGCCAAAGCGACCAUCUGCAGCGGCCCGGGCGGUACGGGCGGUAGCGUAGGGACGACCGUGUUCUUCCACCGCACCACCAACAACCUGCUGGAUGUGCCGCGCACCGCCAACAGCUCCGAGGAGGAAAACUCACCGACGGAAUUGAACACCUGCCGCAAGCUGACCGAAAAGCCCCCGCUGGUGAAACGACUAACGAUGGGUAUCCUUAGGACGGCCGAAGAUAGCCGACCGCUCGUGCACAGUUCGUCCUCGCCGUCGAGCUCGUCCAGCUCCUCCCAGACGAUCUCGGACGGGUACGUGAACGAGGGCAUCUGUGCCGACACGGCCGAGACGACGCUCUCGACGACAGUGUUCACCACCUGCAGCAGCAACAGCAACAAACUGUCCGGCUCGGCAACAUCGGCCACCAUCACCACCACUCCGACGAUGGCCGCCGGCAGCAGCACAAUCCGAAGUCCGCUCACGCCGGGAACGUCGCUGGGUGCGGCGGGAACCAGCAUACUGUUCGAUGCCGGUGGCCCCCGCUACAAUCAUACGGCGACCACCCUGCUCUACCCACCGGCCGUUCCGCUGCGCAACGAUAGUCUCAGCCUGAAGGAACAGCACGAGCUGAAAGGGGCGCCCUGGUUCCAGGCGGGCAUACCGCGCGAAAUUUCGCUCGAGGUGCUUUCGCGCCAAAACCCGGGCGCAUUCCUGGUGCGCCAAAGCACAACCAAACCGGGCUGCUUCGCGCUGUCGCUACGUGUACCGCCGCCGGCCCCGAAAGUGGCCCACUAUCUAAUACUAAGAACGAUACGGGGGUAUAAAAUUAAGGGUUUUACGAAAGAGUUUACAUCCCUGAGGGCACUGAUAACGCAUCAUUCGGUGAUGCCGGAGCUGCUGCCCGUACCGCUAGCACUGCCGCGACCGCCCCAGAUCGUGCACCGGCAGGAAGACCCAGAGACGUACGGUUCGCUGAACGACUUUCAGAACAUGAUUACCGAGUAACUGAUUUCGGAACGCACGACGUGUUUCUUUCCUGUUUCUUGAUGUUGAUUAGAAAAAGAGAGGAGAAGAAGAAGAGGUUAAUUAAAUCCCACAAAUCGGACACAGUUUGAAGUGGGAAGUAAGCGAUAUGUUUUGCAUUUAUUCGUUUCGUUCUAUACUUUUUCUCGUUGCCUCUGGUAAGCCAAAAUGUCUGAAUAGUCUCGAUCGGAACGGUUCUACAUUACGUUACGGACCAACACUAGGAACUAGAACUAGAAAAAGUACACCAUAUUUAACGCCUUUUUCCUUAAAGUUGGUUUUAAAAAGUGAUCUUACUAUGUUUUGCCUAAUUCUUUAAAUUUCCUGCCCCAUUGUUGGUAAAACGCUCUAUAAAAGAGAAUCUUAAUACUGUAUAACCGGUUCAUUUAGUACAGAAACGGGGAAAAGGUACAGAAUGGAACACAAAAUUAAGAGAACGCUAGUCAAAAGGCAGAUCGAACAAGAAGGAACGCUUCGGGACAGGUUUGAAAAGAACGUGAUAGUCUGUAUGUAGGAUGCGAGUGUAAACAAAACGCUAAAGAAAAUAGUAACAUGAUGCAAAAGAUUAUUAAAAGAAGCAAUAUUGUUGGAAAAGAAACGGUAACUCAAAAUUAUAGCCUAAGCUUCACAAAUGAUGAAGAGAAAAGUAAUGUAGAAAAUUAUAAACGAUAAUAUGUAAAGUAAGAAACACGAUAAGGUAAAACAGACAGAGCAGUACGGCAAAAGAAAGAAGUAAGAACAAGAACAAA